AUGCAUUUUCAUCGACUUCGCCUAUUAAAAUCUGUGUGCAUUUGUAUUUUAUCUAUCGUUAUUAUUAAUCAAAUCUGUUUUCUAUUAUGGUAUUUGAAUGAUGGAUCUUUUUGGAGAGAAAAGCAAAUAAAAGAGUAUUUCUUCACAGCAUUGAAUUCUGAAUUCGAACAAAUAUCGUCUAAACUCGAACCAUUCACUAUAGCUCUACCAAAUUUUCCCGAUAAUGAAGCACGCGAUUGGUUUCUUAAUACGACUUAUUAUAAAAGAUAUUCAAAACAAUGUCCGAAUGAUGCAUGUCAAACAAAUGGAUUUUUCUACAAUGAUUCAAAGGAACAUCUCAACGUUCAUGUUGCUCUAAUUAACAAUGGUGUUUAUUUUGAUGAUGCUUGUGGUUAUAAUUAUAAUGAAACAGCCCUUCGACGGAUAUUUGUAUCUACGAAUUAUGUCUCUGUUGUUUAUGACCAAGCUAUUAUUUAUACAGUACCAGAUGGUUGGAGUUUUCAACAUUUUCUCGAUGGUAUAGGACCGAAACUGUGUCAUUCUCGAAUCUAUUUAGAUAAAUAUCCAAACGCAAAAGUACUCAUUUUGCAAGGUCCCCGAUUCGAUCAAUCUGUAAAAGAGAUUUGGGCUUUGCUUGGGGUGAAUGAGUCAAAUCGAAUCAUUCAUUAUCAUCGUAGUAUGAAAGUUGGUGCUCAUCUCCUGAUAAAUCCAUGUCGAACACCAGGUAUUCAUCCUCGUCUCUGGCAAGAUGCUCGUUCCAUGUAUUGGUCUUUAGUGGAUCUGUCUAAAUCGAAAUCUAUCUUAUCUAAACCUAAUCUUAUCUAUGUUCAAAGAACACCUGCAAAUGCUAAGAAUCGAGGUCGUCUCAUUCUGAAUGAAAAACUCAUUAUUGAACUCCUUCGUAUAUACGCCUCGAAGCACUCAUUGACUUAUGUACAAUAUGAUCAUUCGAAACAUAAUGAUCACAUUGGAAAGCAAGUCGAAUUAUUUUACAAUGCUCGUAUCAUCUUCGGUGUACAUGGUGGAGCCCUAUCGAAUAUGAAUUUUGCUCCAUCAGGCACGAUUAUUAUUGAACUAAUGCCUUAUCGAUCUGAUAAGAGUUCAUUACCGAUUGUUUGUUCCACGUUUGAUCCACAUACAUUCAGACCAUGUAGUGGUUAUAGUUAUUAUAUGCAAUCUCAACUACUCAAUCAAUCCUAUUGGAUUUUGCCAACUGUGGUUGAUAAGAACGGCAAUCUGAAUGUCAAUUUGACUCGACUUCAACGACUCUUCGAUUCAUUAGUUUAA
Molecule: messenger RNA, 1287 nt
Organism: Rotaria sordida
Lineage: Eukaryota; Metazoa; Rotifera; Eurotatoria; Philodinida; Philodinidae
Source: the annotation of a GenBank genome assembly